Messenger RNA from Striga hermonthica, 2328 nucleotides. The record is from the annotation of a GenBank genome assembly. Lineage: Eukaryota; Viridiplantae; Streptophyta; Magnoliopsida; Lamiales; Orobanchaceae.
AUGUCCGGCGGAGGAGGGGAAGGGGAAGGGGAAGGGACGACGUUGGAGUUCACGCCGACUUGGGUGGUCGCCGCCGUGUGCACCGUCAUCGUAGCCAUCUCCCUGGCGGCCGAGCGCCUCCUUCACUACGCCGGAAAGACUUUGAAGAGGAAGAACCAAAAGCCGCUCUUUGAAGCUUUACAGAAAGUUAAAGAAGAACUGAUGCUCUUGGGGUUCAUAUCUCUUAUGUUGACUGUAUUCCAAGGCCGUAUAGUCAAGAUUUGUGUGCCUCGGGAUAUUAUGAUACAUCUUCUACCAUGCUCGUUGCCUUCAGAAUCUUCUGGUGGACAUGAAUCGGGUGCCUCCCCUGAAGUGAGUGGGCCUCAUCGGCGUUUGCUUGCUGAAGGAGCUGCUGGAGGCUAUUGUUCUGCAAAGGAUAAGGUUCCUCUAUUAUCACUUGAAGCGUUGCAUCAUCUACACAUCUUUAUCUUUGUUUUAGCUAUUGUCCACGUGACCUUCUCUGUUCUCACUGUUGUAUUUGGAGGGGCAAAGAUACGACAAUGGAAACAUUGGGAGGACGCUAUUGCUAAGGAUAAUUAUGACACAUCACAUGCUUUGAAACCCCGGUUCACACAUGUUCGAGAACACGAUUUCAUCAAGACACGAUUUUUGGGCUUGGGUAAACAUUCUGCUAUUUUAGGGUGGUUGCACUCCUUCUUUAAGCAAUUCUAUGGAUCUGUCACAAAAUCAGAUUACGCAGCUCUCAGACUUGGUUUUAUUAUGACACACUGCCGAGGGAACCCAAAGUUUAAUUUCCACAAGUACAUGAUACGUGCUUUGGAAGAUGACUUCAAGAAAGUUGUUGGCAUAAGUUGGUAUUUGUGGGUAUUUGUCGUCAUCUUCUUGUUGUUGAAUAUUGAAGGUUGGCAUACUUACUUUUGGAUCGCAUUUAUUCCCCUUGUUCUGCUGCUUGCUGUUGGCACUAAGCUCGAGCACGUUAUUAGCCAGCUGGCUCAUGAGGUUGCAGAAAAACACGUGGCAGUCGAGGGUGAGUUAGUUGUGCAGCCUUCUGACGAUCACUUUUGGUUCCAUCGACCCCACUUUGUGCUUUUCUUGAUCCAUUUCAUCCUCUUCCAAAACGCAUUCGAGAUUGCAUUUUUCUUCUGGAUAUUGGUCCAAUAUGGAUUCGACUCCUGCAUUAUGGGACAAGUUCGGUACAUUGUUCCAAGGCUCGUAAUUGGAGUAUUUAUUCAGGUACUCUGCAGUUACAGUACCUUGCCCCUCUAUGCUCUCGUCACUCAGAUGGGAACUAAUUUCAAAAAGUCGAUAUUUGACGAGCACGUGCAAGUUGGGCUUGUUGGGUGGGCACAGAAAGUGAAGAAGAAGAAAGGUUUGAAGGCGGCGGCCGAAGGUGGAUCCACCACCCAAAGCGGUGGUUCUUUGCUAGGAAUUCAGUUAACCGGCACUACUCGCAAGGAAAACAAGCCACAAGACGAGGAGAAAUAUGUGCUUGGACUGACCAGAGACCAGACUCUAGAGCAAAGAGUGUCCCUGAAGCCAGAUCUCUUCGAGGGAAUGCGAUUUGACUUUACAAAAGGACUCAAUCAGAAAUUUUCUCUGAGCCAUAGUUUGAUGAUGGGGCCGACAGAGAUUCCAUCUCAGUCACCGGAAACAAUUAAAAUCCCCACUGCUCAGUAUGAGUUUGGUGCUAACUAUUUGGACCCAAAGUUAGUACUUAUGGGGAGAUUGAUGACAGAUGGAAGAUUAACCGCGAGACUGAAGUGUGAUUUGACUGAGAAUCUGGCUCUGAGGGCUAAUGCUCAACUUACAAAUGAGCCACAUAUGUCACAAGGCAUGUUCAAUUUUGAUUAUAAGGGAUCAGACUAUAGGACUCAGUUCCAACUAGGAAAUGGAGGUUUACUCGGCGCAAGUUACAUCCAGAGCGUGACUCCUCGUUUGUCAUUGGGUGGUGAAAUAUUCUGGGCUGGUCAACAUCGGAAAUCUGGCCUUGGUUAUGCGGCUCGUUACAGCACUGACAAGAUGGUUGCAGCUGGACAAAUUGCCAGUACUGGUAUGGUUGCUUUAAGCUACGUUCAGAAAGUAUCUGAAAAGGUUUCUCUAGCAUCAGACUUCAUGUACAACGCUAUGUCAAGGGAUGUCACAGCUAGCUUUGGAUAUGAUUAUAUUCUACGCCAGUGUCGUUUAAGAGGAAAGAUAGAUUCUAACGGUGUCGUGGCUGCUUUCCUGGAGGAGCGUUUUAAUAUGGGCCUCAACUUUAUCCUUUCGGCUGAGAUUGAUCACAAGAAGAAGGAUUACAAGUUUGGAUUUGGACUGACAGUGGGAGAAUAG